Cuculus canorus (common cuckoo) is the source of this 4261-nucleotide messenger RNA. RefSeq names its product IQ motif containing B1 (gene IQCB1). Gene Ontology annotation, biological process: cilium assembly. Lineage: Eukaryota; Metazoa; Chordata; Aves; Cuculiformes; Cuculidae. Gene Ontology annotation, cellular component: cilium. Gene Ontology annotation, molecular function: calmodulin binding. The record is from RefSeq and is a predicted model, not a curated record. The coding region runs from base 265 to 2064 and encodes 599 amino acids. The transcript is spliced from 14 exons.
CCCGCGCGGCGGCGGGAGCUGCGGGCGGGAGGAAGAGGCUUCGCCUCAGGGCGGCCGGCAGCGUCGAGGCCGGGGGAGGUGGGAGAGGGCCCCGCGGCUUCCUCUGUGCUCCCUUCCUCUCUCGGAGCGGGGUGGCAGCCUCCAGGCGGCUGUGCCGGAGCUGCAGGGUCGGGAGAAGCGGUGGCUGAAGGACCCUACGCCGAAACAAAUCGUUGAGGGGCCGGAACCGAUGUUGUUGCGGGCCCCCUCCCUCCCUCUGCGCCCAUGGCCGGCGCGGGGAUGGCCCCUGCGGACCCCAGGGUGCUGGCUUUGGCUGUUCAGGUCACUGAGAGCAGAGAACAGGACAUCCCUCUGCUGCUGCUGGAGCUAAAGGAAAUUUUAAACAGUGCUUUCUUGGGAUGUGAAGAAUCCAGAAAGAUUAAACAAGAUAUAUACAGUUAUGAUCUUACUCGGUACUGUAUGCUGGUCCUUAGGCAAGACCACUCUCGACUGCGUGGAGGCUGGGCUACUGCUGCCCAGCUAGCAGAGAUACUAAGUCAUUGUUGUGUAGGACUAGAAGUGAAAGAAGAUCCUGAGGAAUUUUACACUAAAUUCCUUCCUUCGGCUAUAGACAACCUGCUGUUUUUGGGAAGACGCUUACAAGCCCGAUUUAUCCGAGCAAUCAAGGAUAAAGAAAAACAAGAUUUUUUACGCUGGUUCCGACUAGUAACUGAUGCCAUCUGCUGGCUGUUCGGUGGGCACAUUCAACUAGCAGCGUGUGUACUGCAAAAUGAUCACUUCCUGCAGUUGUUAGUGACAGACGAUGUUGAAACAGCAAUUAUAAUGAUGUCUGUUUUGCACAGUGUUUUGAAGGUCAACGGUUCUGUCUUGCUCCAGGUUGAUGAAAAGACCCUUCACUCUGUUUUGGAUGAACUUGUUUAUAGGCUUUCAUCUACCACCAAUCCUGUUAUAGGAAGUGCUGCUACGAAACUGCUCUUGUUGGUGGCAAAAUUCUGCAAGCAGCUUGUGAAGUUACUCACUGCUCGCUACAAAGGAUUAAAAGGGCUUUUAAGUAAACAGUGGACUGGUAAAGGAUUUGACAAGGAGCUCAGUGAGCUCUUGGACCUGCUGCAGUUGGAACAACCCAAUGGAAAAGGAAAAAUGCAGAAGCAGCAUCAAGCAGCUUGUAUAAUCCAGGCUAUGUGGAGAGGAUUUCAGACAAGGAAAAGGCUGAGAAAACUGCCCCAAGCAGUGACCACUUUACAGAGAAGCUUCAGAGCUAAACGGGAACAGGAGCUGCAGCAUUUAAAAAAGCAGAAGGAAGACGAGGAUCUAAAACUGCAAAUGCAACUUCAGAGACAGAGAGCCAUGAGACUCUUCCAUGAACGACAGCUGGCCCUACUGGAAAUAAUCCAUGCCAGUCAGGUAAACAAGUACAUGGAGGAAAUGGAGGAGAAAUCAGCAUUAACUAUCCAGAGAUUCUGGCGAGGGUAUAGCGCAAGAAGAAAAUUUCAUCAACAGAGACAAUCUCUUAAGGAGUAUAAAGCAGCUGUUGUUAUUCAGAGAGCAGCUUCUAAAUUCUUGGAAAAACGAAGAAGCAGGAGACCAGUCUCUCCUUGGAAAGAUCCCAAGGGACUGACUGAUGAGCAGAGACUAGGUUUGCAGCAGAAGGUGGAUGACUACAUCAGAUUGCAUCCGGCUUCCCAAAUGUCAGAAGAAAUGAGUAAGGAAUUGCAUACACAGGCCCAGGAAAAGCUGGCACAGUUCCUGUUGAGGAACAGACUGGAUCAGAGAGCAGUGCAGCGGAGAGAGGCGUUACUGGCUCAGGUCAACACUGAUGUGGAGCUGCUAAUGAAUGCUCCAGGGUUAUCAGAGACCACUGAAAAAGAUCUUGAUGUCUUCAUGAGUCGAUCAGUCCCUGUAGCUACCAAGGCAAGACAAUCACACAACGCUAUGCUGAAAUAUAAUUCCUGGCCAUGGUGGAAGAAGCUUGGAGACGAGUUUGUGGAGGAUGAUGCCAUUCCUGAUGAUGCCCUAAAUGCAGAACUGGAAACUCUAUUUAUUGGUGGAAGGAAAUCCUCUUAGGUUCUCUCAUACAAUACGCAGGACAUGGUGCUGGUGAUUUAUUUCACUGCAGCUCUUUCUGAGAUAAAAUACUCCUGCAUGAGUAGUGGGAACAGACAUAGACAGCUGAACAGAAGCCACCUCCAGCCUGCUACCAGGUGAACAGUCUGGGUUUCAUAAUCACCCAGAAAAAGACUGUAUGAGACACUCUGAGCUGAGAUGGGUCCAGUCCUGCUCCUGCUUGUCUGCUUGCCACAGACCUCAGGCAUGCCCAGAAAGCUGGGAGCUGUAAUGUGAACAUAAAUGUGCCACAUGGAUGGUUUAGCGAGGUAGGAAAAAGGGGCAGAAUUGAGUCAUGCCCAGCAGGUCUGGGCUGUGCCACUUUGGAUACCACGCAGGUCCUGGCAGCCUCUGGACAGACCCUGCUGGCAGCAGAGGAAUCGCGGGGGUGCCGUCCCCCACUGCUGAAGUGACAAAGUUGGGGGGCACGCUGUGACAUGAGGAGGGGGAGAAGUGAAGUUGGAGCUGCAAAGGCAGUGGCAUUCAAGUCAUUAAAUAUUGACGCAGUCUAAGCUGGCCUGUGGGGGCGAUUGAGCUGAAUUGCAGGUUUCUGUUGCUGUGAUAAAUUGGACCCAUUUGUCAUGUGGUUUUGCUUCUUCCCUCCUUUAAGUAAAGCUAUACAGGAGUGUUAUUGCUACAGCUUCAGCAGCAGGAAAUGAUCUGGAAAACAAAAUCCUUUGAUGAAUAUGGAUAAAAAAGAAGGGACAGCAACUGUUCUCCUGCUGAAGGUGCCACCAGAGUCAUGGAGCAGGAAGAAGGCAGCAAAAGGAACAAAAAACCACUCCUUUUGCCCUUUCAGAGGCAGACACAAAGCAGUGUCUUCUGCUGGCUCCUGCAGUUGAGGAAAAUUCCUGUUGAUGCAGACAGAUACCAUUUUUUUCCGCUUUAGCUGUAACUGGACUCUGCAAACAACAGGAUGCUCAUCUCCAGCAGAGACCCAGGCAUGCGCUUGAGACUACGCUGCUGAGUCCAAGGGCGUCUCCUGGCCUUUCAGACUGGCUGUAACAGGAGCUCUGAACCAAAGACAGGAGAUAACCCUGAUGUUAUUUCGCCUUUUGCCUCCGAAUAUUCUACUGCUGAUUUCCAUGGGAGCAGAAUCUGGUACAAACAUCUGCUCUCCACUGCAUCAUGUAUAUCAAGUACAAGGAGAAAUUGAAGCUUUCUCCAAGUAGCAGAAUCGGGGCUAUUUAUAAAUUAGUAUGCAUCAGAGGAGGAGGCAUCGCUUUGCAGGGGGAGCUGUAAAGAUGAUUGCAAUUGGUCUCCAAGUUCUCUUUAUCAUCCUUUGUAGCACAGAAAGACCAGGCUGUCCUCCAGGAAUCCAUGCAUACAGUGAAAAACUCUUUAAUAAAGAGACUGUUUACUAAAGGAGCGAUACACUGGCCCAGAUUUACCAAGUGAAUUAAUAGACAGGUGUCUCCCAUCCCCUCCUCCCUGCCCUGCCUGAAGGCUGAGCUGAGUUCACUCUGGCUGCCUUUUUAGGACAGAAGAGCAAAGUCUGGCAGGUGAGGACCAAGGUCAGGAUGACGCAGCUCUGGCAGUUUUUCCCAGCUGUGCUGGAGAAUUCCACUGUGACCUUGAGCACAUUUUGUCCCUGCUUCUGUCUUCUCCCCUCUCAGAUGAGGCUUACCGAGGAGGUUUUGUAUGUUGCAUUUGUAAUUUGUUUUAAGGGCCUCAGUGAAGGAUGUGAGCCCAGUGCUACCAAAAUGCCUUUCUGCUGAGGUAAAAUGGGAGUUUGACAGGCCACCGAAAGAAAAGAUGUUUGUAUAAUCAGAUGUUGAACCCAUAGAAAGAGCUCUGGGUUGCCAUGCUGUUCAUUUCUCUCCAGGGAAGUGAUGGAUUCCUCUACACUGCACACUUUUGAGGCUCAGCUUGACAGGAUUCUGAGCCAUCUCGUUUAACCUAAAAGGUUGGACCAGAUGAUCCUUGAGGUCUCUUCCAAGCUGGCAUUCUGUGAUUCUGUGUGAUUCUCUGAAUUCAGCUUUUCUUUGCAGAAUUUAGUUUUUUCCUGAUUAAUUUAAUUACAGAAUCAUGGAAUUGUUUAGGUUGGAAAAGAUCUUUGAGAUCAUCAAGUCUGACAUAAAUCUAACAUCCUAAAACAGAAACAAUGUCUUCGUGUAUGUUUGAUCGCUUAAUAAACCCAUGAAAGCAAGAAUUCUGA